AUGGGCAAGCCAGAUACUGUGCAGGCGGAUGCCCGCCGCUUUCUCGACGAGCGUGGCACCAGCGCUUCUCUUGCGCCCAACGGACUAAACCCGGCCAUGAUUAUGGAAAAGGCUGUCAAGGACCGUAUUGUGGACUCGUAUUUCUACAAAGAGCAGUGUUUCGCCGUCAACGAGGCUGAUAUUAUCGACCGUGUUGUCGAGCACGUCUCAUAUGUUGGCGGCACCGGUGGUGCAACUCAGAAACCCAGCCCCUUCCUCUGCCUGGCGUUCAAGCUGCUCGAGCUUGCGCCCAACGAUGAGAUUCUGGGAGAGUACCUCUCAAGGGGCGGGGAGCAUUUCAAAUACCUGCGCGCUCUGGCGUGUUUCUACCUGAGGCUGACCAGGCCUGCCAAGGAGGUUUACGAAACGCUGGAGCCGUUUCUGGAGGAUAGGCGGAAGCUGAGGAGGAAGGGCAGGGCUGGUACCAGUCUGACCUACAUGGACGAGUUCGUGGAUGAUCUGCUCACCAAGGAUCGUGUUUGCGCGACGAGUUUAUGGAAGAUGCCGAAGAGAGAGACGCUGGAAGAUCUGGAAAUUCUGGAACCGCGGGUCAGUCCUCUGGGUGACCUCGAUGAUAUUCUCGAGACAGACGAUGAAGAGCAGAAUAAUGACGCAGAGAGAGAUGAGGAGGGAGAGAUCUCUGAGUCUGGGGAAAUGGAUGUGGAUGAAAAGGAGCGACCGAGGACAAGGAGUCGGUCGCCUUGA
Messenger RNA from Clonostachys rhizophaga, 744 nucleotides. NCBI's taxonomy places the organism in Eukaryota, Fungi, Ascomycota, Sordariomycetes, Hypocreales, Bionectriaceae. The record is from the annotation of a GenBank genome assembly.